Molecule: messenger RNA, 5464 nt
Organism: Paramecium sonneborni
Lineage: Eukaryota; Ciliophora; Oligohymenophorea; Peniculida; Parameciidae
Source: the annotation of a GenBank genome assembly
AUGAGAAUGGAGAACAUCUUUUUUUUGUUAAUACUAAGUGAAAUUCUUUAUUAAAGUAAUUCGAAAAAUAUUUAUAGCAUAUUGUUGUCCAAGCUCCUGUUUUUAAUGUAGUGGGGCUAGCACAAAUUGCAAUAUUUGUAACCCAGGCUUCUUUAAGAGUGGUAAUGACUGUCUUGCUUGUACUAAACCAUGCGAAACUUGUUCAACAAGUAUUACAACUUGUUCUACAUGUGUUGAUACUGCAAAUUAAUUAACUCCAACUUGUGCAUGCAAUAGUGGUCUUGUAAUGAAUACAUCAACAUAUUUUUGUGAAAGUUGUUCGAUUAAUUGUUAAGUUUGUAGUUCUCCCACUAUUUGUACUUAGUGUAAUGCUGGUUAUUGGCUAAAUGGCAACUCGUGUAGUCCAUGCAUAAAACCAUGCGCCAAUUGUUCAUUGAGUGGUAGUAAUUGUAGUACUUGUGUUGAUACUGCAAAUCAAACACCAUCCUCAUGCAAUUGUCCAUCUAAUUAUAUAAUAAAUACUUCUAAUUACUUUUGUCUUUAAUGUUAAUUUCCAUGUGCUACCUGCUAAACAACAGUAAGUUAUUGUUUAACAUGUGCAACAACAUAUACUAUAGAUUCAAGUACUCAUACAUGUUCAUGUUAAAAUAAUUAAUAUGAUACAACUACAACAUGUUAAAAUUGUACAAGUCCAUGUUAGACUUGCACAGUAUCUGCAACUAAUUGUGGCUCUUGUGUAGAUGGAUUGCAUAGACAUCUAGAUAAUAAUUAAUGUAUUUGUGAUAAUGGUUAUUAUGAAAAUACUACUUGUUAACCAUGUUAAUUACCAUGCAUUAACUGUACUUCAUCAUCAACAUGUACUUCAUGUAAUGAUCCGACUUAUUAAUCAGGAACAUCUUGUUAAUGUUAAUCAACUUAUUUCAUGAAUGCUUCUUUUAUGUGUCAAAGUUGUGUAUCCCCUUGUUAAAAUUGUACUUCUGAAUCCUUAUGUACAUCAUGUGUUUAAAAUUAUUACAUUUCAGGAAAUACUUGUAUUUAAUGUACUUCACCAUGUUACAAUUGUGUUGAUCUUUCCACAAAAUGUACAUCUUGUAUUAAUACUAAUUUAACACCAAUCAAUAACUUAUGCGUUUGUCCAGACGGAUAUUAUGCUGAUACAUCAUUAAAUUGCCAACCUUGUAUUCAUCCUUGUACAAAAUGUGAAACAAAUGGAAAUCAUUGUUUACAGUGUGCAUCUACAUUUGAAAUGAGUACUACUACUCCAAAUACUUGUGUUUGUCCUACUAAUAAAUAUUUAGUAGUAACUAAUACACCUACUGAUUGUCAGCUUUGUACAUAACCAUGUGAAACAUGUUCAGGAACAGCAGUUCAUUGUUUAUCAUGUAUAGAUACUAAUCAAACCGUUGAUGGAUCUAAUGAAUGUUAAUGUGAUGCUGGAUUUUUUAUGAGUGGAGUAAACUGUGAUACAUGUGUAAGUCCUUGCCUAGAAUGUUUAGGAAGUGCUGAUUACUGUACUCAAUGCAAAGAUACAUAACAUUAUGAAAAUAAUGGGCAAUGUAUUUGUAAUCCAGGUUAUAUUAAUGAUAAUAACUAUGAUUGUAUUCCAUGUUAAGAUCCUUGUGCUACUUGUUUUUUAGAUGAUACUCAUUGCGAUAGUUGUACAGAUUCAAAUCAUUAAAUUAAUGCAUCUGAUUAAUGCAUUUGCAAAGACACUUUCUAUUCAAAUGCUAUAGAUACAUGUGCACCAUGUGUAUCACCAUGUGUCUUAUGUGAUAGUAAUGGAUGUUUAUCAUGUAUUGAUGCUAAUUAAAUAAUAAAUUCUUCAAAUAAUUGUGUUUGUAAACCAGGAUAUUAUGAAGUAGGUUUAAAUUGUUCAUAAUGUGUAAUACCAUGUGAAACUUGUGAAAUCAAUUAAAAUCAUUGUUUAACAUGCGUUGAUACUAAUUAAACUCAAAUCAAUAAUUAAUGUAUAUGCAAUGAUGGAUAUUUUGAAGUCAAUCAUAUAUGCUAAUAAUGUUAAUCUCCUUGUACAAAAUGUCAAAACACGAACGAUUAUUGUCUAUCAUGUUCAGAUCCAAAUCAUGAUUUAAUCAGUAAUAAAUGUGUAUGUAAAUAUGGAUAUGGAUAAUCAGGAACUAAUGGAACAGCUUGUUCCCUUUGUUAAUACCCUUGUCUUGAUUGCUCAACAAGUGUAAAUACAUGUCUCUCUUGUGUUGAUACUAUUAUAUUCCACCUUGAUAAUGACAAAUGUUUAUGUUAACAAGGUUAUUUUCAGAUUGGAACUAAUUGUAUAUAGUGCUCAUCAUAAUGUUCCACCUGCGUUGAUUUAUCUAGUAAAUGUUUAGGAUGUUCUGAUCCAAAUUCAGUGUUGAAUCAAAAUGAUUGUCUGUGUAAACCAGGCUAUUAUUAAAACAAUUUUAUGAUUUGUGAAGAAUGCUAACUUCCUUGUCUAACAUGUAUAUCGAAUCAAAAUUAUUGCACAUCUUGUUAUGAUUCAGGAAUGCAAUAGGCAAUCGGAGGUUAAUGUGUAUGUUUUGAUGGAUAUUAUAUUCUGAAUAAUCUAUGUGAAAAAUGUAAUUAGAUAUGUAGCAAGUGUAAUUCAUAUAAUAAUUGUACUGAAUGUAUAGAUGGGUAUUAUUUAAAUAAUUAAUAAUGUUUAAAAUGUUAAACACCAUGUUAAACAUGUUUUGAUGAAAACACUUGUAAAAACUGUAUUGAUAAUUAUACUAUGAAUAAUCUAGGAAUAUGUAUUUAAUGCAUUUAAAAUUGCCAAAAAUGCAUCGAUUCAAUUAGUUGUAUUACUUGUUUUGAUAAAUUUUAUUAUGACUAUUAAUCUUGUAUUCCAUGUUCUUAUAAAUGUUUGACAUGUGAAAAUGAUUCAGAUUUUUGUACUUCUUGCCUAAACACGAGUCAAGUAUUAAUAGAUAAUUAAUGUUAUUGCAAAGAGGGUUAUUAUGAAGAAGGGUAAGAUUGUAAACCUUGUGAUUAUAUGUGUAAAAUUUGUAAUAGCUUAUCAUAUUGUUCAGAAUGUAUAAAAUUAGAUUAUGUUGAAUUAAAAAUAAAUUCAUGUGUUUGUGAAGAUGGUUAUUUUUUAGAUAAUAAAUCAUGUUAAUUAUGUGAUAAAAGAUGUAAAACUUGUUCUGAAAAUUCUGAUAAUUGUUUGACUUGCAAUUCUUAAAUGAAUAGAGUAAAAUCGUAAAAUACUUGUAUUUGUUAAGAUGGAUAUUUUGAAAAUGAUAAUAAUGAUUGUUGGCCAUGUGAUUCAGAUGAGGGCAAAAUAAUUAAGAAUUGCAAAUAUAAAAAUUGUAAUGAUAAAGUGUGGACAUAUGAAGAAGAAUGUGAUGAUGGUAAUGAGUAUUCUAGAGAUGGUUGUACUAAUUGUAAAAUUGAUACGCAAUAUUCAUGUAUAAAUAUUCUACUUUAACCAUCAAUUUGCUUUAAAUGCAGUGAAAACUGUUAAGAAUGUUAAAUGAUUGAAUCUAAAAAAUAAUCUGGAUGUACUAAAUGUCAUCAAGGCUAUUUUCUAAUUUAAGAUCAAUGUGUUUAAUGUGCUGAAAAAUGCUUAGAUUGUAAAAUUAGUGCUUCUAAUUGCAUAAGUUGUAAAUACCUAUAAAAUCAAUAAGGGCAAUGUUAAUUAUGUCAAAAUGGUUAUUAUUUUGAUUAAACUAAUAAAAAAUGUAUUUCUAGAUGUGGAGAUUCUAUUAAAACAAUAGAAGAAGAAUGCGAUGAUGGUAAUUUAUAAUCAGGAGAUGGAUGCAAUUAAAAUUGUAAAAAAGAAUAGAAAUUCAUAUGCAAAGGUGGAACAUGUAUCAUUCCAGAAUAUCCUGUUCCAAUGUUAUCUAGUUAUGGCGAUACUUAAUUAUAUAAUAACAUCAGAAAGUUUAAAUUAGAAUAUAAUUUAUUUCUAAAUAUCCCUGAAGAUAAUUUGAUAGACAAAAGGAUCAAAUUAUUUAUAAAAAAAUAGAAUAAUAUUAAUUCUAUUGAUAGUCCAUAUAAUAUGAAAACAUAAUAUACUUUGAAUAAUUAAUCCAAUCUUAAUUUUUCAAUACAUUUCUAGAUUUUAUUUAAUAGAAGUACAACAAAAGAAGAAUUUUUGAUUCAAUUUCCUAAUCCUUCAUAUUUUAUAUCUGAUCAAGGAUAUCCAUAAAUAUUAUCUGAAGUUUCAACUGCCAUUCCAGAAUAUAUUUUCAUAAAUUAAGCACAAGUAAAUCAAGUAGAAAUGGCUGGUACUAGCAAUUAAAUAUUAUUAUACAUAAUGGCUGUAAUGGCUGGAGGAGCAAUCUUAUUUGGUGGAAUAGAUAUUUUUUAUAAUCUAUUAGAUACAAUCUAGAUGUUAUCCUACUUAAAGUACAUUAAUACUUAAUUUCCUUUUAAUUUAUAAUCAUUUUUUGACUUUUUUGGUUUUGCAUAACUCAGCUUCGUCUCAAAAUAUUUACAAUUGUAAGAAUUAAUUGAUCCUUAUAUUGAUUAUGAUAAUCUUAAAUAAAUACCUGAAAAAAUUUAAAUGGAUGAACUAAAUUCAUUAUUUAUUAUAAAUGGAUCUUCCAUACUAUUUGUAUGGCUUACACUUGUAGCAGUUUAUAUAUUCUGUAAAUACUUACCAUAUCUAUUGAAUGAGAUUAAAUUAAAAUAUUAUAAUGAAAUACCUGGAUAAAUUGAUUUUGUUUUAAAAUGUAAGCUUGGGAUUUUAGCUUUAAAAAUAUUGAUCAUUGAAUUAUGUUUAACUGUUGUAUAGGAAUUCUUCUAUAGUGGUAUUUUAAGAACAUUUUUUGCAACUGCUUAUGAUUAUACAUUUUCAAUGACUCUUUAACUUUUUGCUUUAGAGUUGAAUUGUUAAAAUUUGCUUGUAAGAUUCAGUUCCUUAUUAGCUUUAAUAGCAUUGGGCAUCUAUUUAUUAAUUAUUUAUAUAAUAACUAAAAAAUGUGGAAGCCUAAAAUUUACGAUUGAAGAAUAUUAAUAUAGACUUAAAUUCCUAUCACUUUUUGAAGGAAUAAAAUAUGGUAAUUACUGUAGAUAUUAUUAUGCCAUAAGUCUAGCGAAAAAGUUAUUAUUUAUGUUAAUACUUAUAUUUUGUUAUCAGUAGCCUUAUUUUUAAGUGUUAAAUUUAAUUCUCCUGUCGAUUAUAGAAAUAAUAUGGUUGAUUCAUUUUUAACCAUUGGAAGAUAUGAAUGAAUAUUUUAAAUAAAUUUCAUGCGAGAUUAAUAAAUCUAUUGCUCUAUUUUUUAUUUCAGGAUUAGUUUUAGACUAAGAAGCAAAAAUUUUUAGUGAAGAUAUACGAUCAAUUAUUGGAUGGAUUUGCAUAGGAAAUAUAAGUUUAAUUUUGAUUAUUUAAUUAAUAAUCGAUGCUAUUUAGUAAUGGAUAUUCUUAAUCAAAAAAUACAAAAAAUUCAAAAGAAUGGUCGAAAAAUUUUAUAGAUUUUGGAAUCCCCAAUAGUAAAGAGCAGAUCAUUAAAUAUUUAAGUGA